This is a messenger RNA of Fusarium mangiferae, 1383 nucleotides long. RefSeq lists its product as uncharacterized. Gene Ontology annotation, biological process: regulation of transcription by RNA polymerase II. Lineage: Eukaryota; Fungi; Ascomycota; Sordariomycetes; Hypocreales; Nectriaceae. The record is from RefSeq and is a predicted model, not a curated record. The transcript is spliced from 3 exons. Gene Ontology annotation, molecular function: zinc ion binding; DNA-binding transcription factor activity, RNA polymerase II-specific. The coding region runs from base 1 to 1383 and encodes 460 amino acids.
AUGUUAACAGGGUCUCUUUUUUAUUCACUUAUACAGGUUUUAUUGAUUAAGUACUGGAUUCUGGAUCAAACCCAUGUGGAGCUGAGCGGGACAGAGAUCUUGGGGAGGGGGGGUGGCGGGCUAACAGCGCUUUUAAAGCCUCCAGGCACCCAUAAUUUGAAUAUCUACUCCGUACCCCCGCUGCAAUCCGCCUCCGACCAAAGCAGUCCUUUUCACCGAAGCACACCGCAUCCAGGUAACAUAACUUCGCCUCUCAUGAGCGAUACGCCCUCCUCGCCACCGAAAGCUCCACGACGCAAACCCGUGCCUGGCAGAGGCUUUCCGAAGACUCGGCGCGGCUGCUUUAAUUGUAAGCGGCGUCGUGUUAAGUGUUCUGAGCACCGGCCCGAGUGUCAAGGCUGUCGCCGCAUGCGCUUACCAUGCAUUUAUCCCGCAGCUGUCCUGCCUGAUCCUCAGGCAGUCCCUUCAGCGCCCAUAGUCAAAGUAUGCCUCGAUCAUCUGCGGUUUUUCCAUCAUUUCCUCACCGAAGCAUAUCCACCGCAUCCGUAUGGCGCCUCAGCUGUAUGGCAAGAUGUGGCUGCGCUCUCACAUAAAUAUGAGUUCCUGGCCUCAAGCAUACUAGCUCUUGCUGCCCAGCACCUUACUGUGUCCAAUAAAGCCGACUACUGUGUGCAGGCUCUAAAUCUCAGAAUCUCAGCUAUCAGAGGCUUAAAUGAUGCUCUAUCGCAACCUUGUCAUACCGCAGCCGAUGCAGACGCUCGUUAUGCUGCAAUCAUCGGCCUCACCUUCCAGUCUACCUAUAUGCCAGACGGUUUGAUGGAAUUUAUAGCAAUGAUGCGUGGAUGGAUGCUCAUCUCGACGACUCUCGUAACUGACCAUGGGAUAUCCAUGUUCCGUCAAUUCACGCGCGAUUCGUGGGUUGGAAGUAUGGAGAAGUUCAUGGAGGAGCAACACGGAACCACUGAUGAUAUAAUGAUUGAAGACUUCCUCGCUUCUCUCAAAAUACUCCAACCAUUACUCCAAGGACAAGCUGAGCUUCAGUACUUCUCAAGACUGGAGAGAUUAGCUCUACUGAGCAAAGCUUCGCCACGAGACGCACUCUUGGAAAUGGUACUCUGCUACGCUCUGACAAACAAGAUGACAGAUGAAGACUAUGUCAGCUUCACGGACCCUUCCAACUACGGGGCCCAGAUCCUUCUUGCGCACUUCUUGAUACUGAACCAUAUGCUAGAAGAAUGCUUCCUCGGCAGUACGAGCAGACGGUUUUCUUUUUCGAAACAGAUCACCCGGUCCUGGAUCUUGAAUAUUGGGAGACGUUUGCCUGACGAGUUGCGGAGGUACAUCAUGUGGCCUUUGGGUCAGGCAAGAGACCUUACUGUCUAG